Rotaria sp. Silwood2 is the source of this 1131-nucleotide messenger RNA. Lineage: Eukaryota; Metazoa; Rotifera; Eurotatoria; Philodinida; Philodinidae. The record is from the annotation of a GenBank genome assembly.
AUGAAUAAGGUAUGCAGAAAUUUUCUCACAGUAUUUAUUGUUUUAACAACGGUUACCACUCUAUUGCUUACAAAACAUCGAAACCCUAGAGUACCUCGUUCACAACAACAAUUAUCUGCUAUCGAUUUAUAUGAAUAUGCUCGAUUGCUCACUAUUAACGGUUUUAUUGAUCCAACAUGCAAACAAACUCAAAAUAUUUAUGUUUGUGCCGGCCACUGUCCUUGGACUAAGAUUCACGAUAACGAACUUGUUUCAUGUUCUUUUCUUCCACGUAAGACUAAUCCUGACUUUAUCAAAUAUAAUAUUUAUUGUACUCCUGAUCCUGAUCAAUGUCCAAAUUAUAACGCAUGGCUUAAAGACAGUCUGCCACUAACACUUCAACAUAUCAAACAAAUACCUGAUGAUCUUUUAUCUAAUUUUACACUAAACUAUACAACACCAGUAGCUUAUGAGUCUCAAAACUUUCGUGCAGAUGAUACUUUGCCAGUGCACUGGACAAUCGAUGUUAUUGAGAACUAUCGUAAACAAGUACGAGCAAGAGAAGCUUAUGGUUCAUACAGUAACAAAGAUAUAUAUCCUGCACUAGAUAAAUAUGCAUCAUUAGCCAUUACCAAUAAGGAAUGUGCUGUUAUUGGAACUGAAAAUCCAUGGAUUGAAGCAGCACUACUUGAAUAUAAUGCAUCCAGUGUUACAACGAUUGAAUAUGCAACUAUUCAUUCGAAUAUUCCUCGUCUAUUUACGAUAACGCCAAUGGAUUUUGCAAAACAACAGCAGAAUAGUAAACGUCAACGACAAUUAUUUGAUAGUGUAUGGUCAUAUAGUAGUAUUGAACAUGAUGGUCUUGGUCGAUAUCGAGAUCCAUUGAAUCCAUAUGGUGAUUUUCAGACAAUGAUAAAAAUAACAUGUAUUCUUAAACCUGGUGGAUUUCUAUUUUUGGGUGUACCACUUAACGUUCAAGAUUUAAUUCAAUUCAAUUUACAUCGUCUAUAUGGACCUAUUCGUUUACCACUUUUAUAUCGAAAUUUUCAUAUCGUUGAAAUGUUAGGCACAGCAAUGGAAACAACAACAGGCUCCUUUGCUGCUCAACAGUUUGUUGUUUUGCAAAAUAAAAUAGGAUGCAAAAGUUCCUAG